This is a messenger RNA of Paramecium sonneborni, 1089 nucleotides long. The record is from the annotation of a GenBank genome assembly. Lineage: Eukaryota; Ciliophora; Oligohymenophorea; Peniculida; Parameciidae.
AGUGAACCAAAAAAAUAUUAUCAAUUAAAAAUAUAUGUACGUGUAUUUAUUCAUUCUUCUAACUAUCAUUUCUGCAGAAGACUACUACAAAUUACUAGAAGUAUCCCCAGAAGCAAGUGAUAAUGAGAUCAAGAAAGCUUUUAGAAAGCUCUCUGUAACAUACCAUCCUGAUAAAAAUCCUGGAGAUAAAUAAGCUACAAAAAGAUUCUAAGAUAUAAAUAAAGCUUAUGAAAUUCUAACAGAUCCUGAAAAAAGAAUGAUCUAUGAUUUGUAAAUUGAUUUCAUAUAAUUUUUAGUUAUGGAGAAGAAGGACUUACUAAUCCACAAUAUUAAAAUAGACCAAAAGGUCCUAAUGCUUAAGCAGAAAUUCAAGUAACUCUAGAAGAAUUGUAUAAUGGCACUGAUAGAGAAUUUACUUUAUAAAAAAAAGUAUUAUGCAAAUAGUGUAAAGGAACUGGAUCAAAAGAUGGAACAUUAAAACAAUGCAAACAUUGUAAUGGUAGAGGUUAAAGAAUGCAAAAUGUUAAUAUGGGAAUAGGAUUUACUGUCUAAAUGCAAACUACUUGUGAUAGAUGUGGAGGAAGAGGGAGAAUUAGUUCAGGAAAUUGUGCUAAUUGCAGAGGAAAUAGAGUUUAAUAAACAUCGAAGACUUUAUAAAUUGAAGUAGAAAAAGGAAUGAUUGAUGGAUAAACAAUUGUGUUUAGAGGAGAAAGUGAAUAAAGUCCUGAUUAUUUCCCAGGAGAUGUUAUCUUUUAUUUAAGAUAAAUUAAGCAUCCUAUAUUUGAAAGAAAAGGUAAUGAUUUAUACAUGGAUAUGGAAAUAACCUUAAAAGAAGCUAUCUUAGGAUUUAAAAAGAGAGUUAGACAUUUAGAUAAUCAUUAUGUUGAAGUUGAAAGCAAUAAAAUUAUUUAACCAUUUGAAGUAUUAUUAAAUAUGAUGUUUUAAUAGGUUAAGUUAAUUGCUCAAGAAGGUAUGCCUAUUCAUUAACUUCCAAGUGUUAAAGGCGAUCUCUUUAUAAAGUUCAUUGUUAAGAUGCCUACCAAAUUAACUGAGCAAGAAAAAGAAUUUAUAAAGAAAAUAUUUGCUUGA